UGACGAUUUACAUACCAACACUGACCACCAAGCACAAAAGAGGAUGUCGUUCAGCAGUCCAGUGGGAGAGAGUGAUGGUUUAAUUCUCACAAACGAUGAUUUGGCAGAUCCACUCAACUCUGACGAAUCCCUCGACAAACGUGGCUCCUUGUUCCGAUUCGGAAAACGACAGGGGAGUCUUUUCAGAUUCGGCAAAAGAGGGUCUCUUUUCAGGUUCGGAAAACGUCAGGGAGGCACUUUGUUUAGAUUCGGAAAACGAGGUGGCGCCCUCUUCCGCUUCGGCCGCAGCAACGCAGCACAAAACCCAUGGGAGAGCAAUGCCGACGACAAGAGGACACUCUUUCGAUUUGGCAAAAGAUCAGAUGUUGAUUUACUGGCCGAAGUCCUGGCGCAGUACGAGCAAGAGAACACUGCUGAAAACAAACGGGGAAUAGACAGUUUUCAUUGGGGAAGCGAUUCAGAGUAA
Messenger RNA from Candidula unifasciata, 466 nucleotides. The record is from the annotation of a GenBank genome assembly. NCBI's taxonomy places the organism in Eukaryota, Metazoa, Mollusca, Gastropoda, Stylommatophora, Geomitridae.